This is a messenger RNA of Acomys russatus (golden spiny mouse), 2354 nucleotides long. It is a transcript of the gene Tap1, whose product is annotated as transporter 1, ATP binding cassette subfamily B member. The record is from RefSeq and is a predicted model, not a curated record. Gene Ontology annotation, molecular function: ATP binding; ATP hydrolysis activity; ABC-type oligopeptide transporter activity. Gene Ontology annotation, cellular component: membrane. The transcript is spliced from 11 exons. Gene Ontology annotation, biological process: transmembrane transport; peptide transport. The coding region runs from base 161 to 2335 and encodes 724 amino acids. Lineage: Eukaryota; Metazoa; Chordata; Mammalia; Rodentia; Muridae.
UGCACUUCUGGCCAGCGCCACCAGCUCCAGCGGGUCGCCGGGACUUUCCGCGCACGCGGUGGGUCCCGCCCUUCUUCCCUCCCCACGGAGACGCCUGGGCAUCGAGGACGCGCAGCGAAGAGUCCCAGGCUGGGACCGGACCCUGGACAGCGCACGCUCCAUGGCUGCGCUCCCCUGGCAGGCGGCCGCGCUGCUGCUGCUGCUGGACUGGCUGCUGCUGCGGCCCGGGCUCCCGGGAAUCUUCUCCGUGCUGAUUCCGGAGGUGCCGCUGCUCCGGGUCUGGGCAGUGGGCUUGAGCCGCUGGGUCGUCCUAGGGCUAGGGAUCCGUUGGGUCCUUGGGGUCACCGCGGGAGUCCAUGGCUGGGUGGCUGCUUUGCAGCCACUGGCGGCGGCGCUGGGUUUGGCCCAGCCUGGACUUGCCUUGUUCCGAGAGCUGGCCGCCUGGGGAGGAUUCCGGGCCGGUGACAGCUCCGGAUUACUGCACUGGAGCAGUCGCCCCGACGCCUUCGUUCUCAGUUAUGUGGCAGCAUUGCCCGCAGCCGCCCUGUGGCACAAGCUGGGGAGCCUCUGGGCGCCCAGCGGCCGCAGGGGUCCUAUAGACAUGGUGCUUCGACUGUUGGACUUCCUGGGCUCCGAGAAGCGGCGUCUCCGGCUGGUUCUCGGUCUCUUGGUCCUCUCCUGCCUUGGGGAAAUGGCCAUUCCCUUCUUCACGGGCCGCAUCACUGACUGGAUUCUUCAGGACAAGGCUGCUCCUAGCUUCUCUCGCAACAUGUGGCUCAUGUCCCUUCUCACCAUAGCCAGCACAGUGCUGGAGUUUGCUAGCGAUGGAAUCUACAACCUCGCCAUGGGUCACAUGCACAGCCGUGUGCACGGAGAGGUGUUUCGGGCCGUCCUUCACCAGGAUACGGGGUUUUUCCUGCAGAACCCAGCAGGGACCAUUACAUCUCGGGUGACGGAGGACACAUCCAAGGUGUGCGAGUCCAUCAGCGAAAAGCUGAGCCUGCUGAUGUGGUACCUGGGACGAGCCCUGUGUCUCCUGGCGUUCAUGUUUUUGGGGUCGCUGUACCUGACUGUGGUCACCCUGCUCAUCCUGCCCCUGCUUUUCCUGCUGCCCAGGAGGCUGGGGAAAGUGCACCAGUCACUGGCAGUGAAGGUGCAGGAUUCUCUAGCCAAGUCCUCGCAGGUGGCCAUCGAGGCCCUAUCAGCCAUGCCUACCGUCCGGAGCUUUGCUAACGAGGAGGGAGAGGCCCAGAAGUUCAGGCAGAAGUUGGAGGAGAUGAAGACACUGAACAAGAAGGAGGCCUUGGCCUACAUAGCCGAAGUCUGGACCACGAGUAUCUCGGGAAUGCUGCUGAAGGUGGGAAUUCUGUACAUCGGUGGGCAGCUGGUGGUCAGAGGGGCUGUCAGCAGCGGGGACCUUGUCUCCUUUGUUCUGUACCAGCUUCAGUUCACCCACGCUGUUGAGGUCCUGCUGUCCAUGUAUCCCUGGAUGCAGAAGGCUGUGGGCUCCUCAGAGAAAAUAUUCGAAUACCUGGACCGCAGUCCUUGCUCUCCACCCAGCGGGUCGUUGGCACCCUUACACAUGGAAGGCCUUGUGCAAUUCCAAGAUGUCUCCUUUGCCUACCCAAACCAUCCCGAUGAGCGGGUGCUUCAGGGCCUGACGUUCACGCUGCGUCCCGGAACGGUGACCGCGUUGGUGGGACCCAAUGGGUCAGGAAAGAGCACCGUGGCCGCCCUGCUGCAGAACCUGUACCAGCCCACGGGGGGCCAGCUGCUGCUGGACGGAGAGCCCCUGGCCCAGUAUGAGCACCACUACCUGCACAGCCAGGUGGCUGCCGUGAGACAAGAGCCACUGCUAUUUGGAAGAAGUUUUCGAGAAAAUAUUGCCUACGGCCUGGAGCGGAAUCCAACCACGGAAGAAAUCACAGCUGUGGCCAUGGAGUCUGGUGCCCAUGACUUCAUCUCCAGACUCCCUCAGGGAUAUAACACAGAGGUAGGAGAGACUGGUAACCAGCUGUCAGGAGGUCAGCGACAGGCAGUGGCCUUGGCCCGAGCCUUGAUCAGGAGGCCUCGCCUGCUUAUCCUGGACGACGCAACCAGUGCCCUGGAUGCUGACAACCAGCUACGGGUCCAGCGGCUCCUGUAUGCCAACCCCCAGCGGCCUUCUCCAACCGUGCUGCUUAUCACCCAGCAGCUCAGCCUGGCGGAGCAGGCUCACCACAUCCUCUUUCUCAAAGAAGGCUCUGUCUGCGAGCAGGGCACCCACCCGCAGCUCAUGGCGCUCGGAGGGCGCUACCGGGCCAUGGUGGAGGCUCUCGCGGCUCCUUCAGACUGACAGGCCUCUGAACCUGCGC